GCAGCUGUUUCAAAAACGGUAGUCGCACCCAUAGAAAGGGUGAAAUUAUUGCUUCAAGUACAAGCUACUUCGAAACAAAUACUUCCGGAAGAGAGAUACAAAGGUAUGAUCGAUGCAUUUAUCCGCAUACCCAAAGAAACUGGUUUCCUCAGUUAUUGGAGAGGCAAUCUAGCUAAUGUAAUACGAUAUUUUCCAACUCAAGCGUUGAAUUUUGCAUUUAAAGACAAAUUUAAAGCUAUAUUUUUGGAAGGCGUGCCGAAAGAUGCAUUUUGGAAGCAGUUCGCUGGAAAUUUGGCAUCUGGUGGAGCUGCUGGAGCCACAUCCCUAUUAUUUGUUUAUCCACUUGAUUUUGCACGUACAAGAUUGGCUGCAGAUAUUGGUAAGGCAGAUAAAAGAGAAUUUCAAGGUUUGGGUGACUGUUUAGUUAAGGUUUUCAAGUCAGAUGGCUUUAUUGGUCUAUAUCGCGGCUUCAGCGUCAGCGUUCAAGGAAUCAUUAUUUACAGGGCAGCAUACUUCGGUCUCUAUGACACUUCGAAAAACCUGCUACCCGAUCCAAAGAACAGUCCAUUGUAUAUUAACUUUUUAAUUGCACAGGUGGUAACGACAGUAGCUGGAAUUUUGUCAUAUCCUUUUGAUACAGUUAGAAGACGUAUGAUGAUGCAAUCAGGUCGUAGUAAAGCAGAGAUGAUGUAUAAAAACACAUUGGAUUGUUGGAUAAAAACAGCUAAAGCUGAAGGUAUCGGAGCAUUUUUUAAAGGCUCAGUUUCAAAUAUACUUCGAGGUACCGGUGGAGCAUUAGUUUUAACAUUCUAUGACGCAAUUCAAGAUGCAAUUGAANACUUGUAA
Megalopta genalis is the source of this 846-nucleotide messenger RNA. NCBI's taxonomy places the organism in Eukaryota, Metazoa, Arthropoda, Insecta, Hymenoptera, Halictidae. The record is from RefSeq and is a predicted model, not a curated record.